CAAGGGCUUAGAUCACGUCAGCGACAACACUCUUUGUCAAGUAGCUUCAAGUAACUUUUUAUUAACUUGUGAGCCUCAAAAAAAGAUGAAGCUGCAACUUUUGAUCUUUAUUGUUUUGAGGUAUUUGGUUCUAACCACUCAAGAGGAUUAUGAAAAAGAGUUCUCAACAGAGAUGUAUGACCUUGAUAAUAUUACAUAUUCUGAGGAUGAGCUUGGAUCUAGUCCUUGCAGGGCAAGUUUGCCGGACUCUUGGAACAUGGGUCUGAUGAUCACCUUCAUCAUCGUGUUUGUCUUCAGCAUGGUAGGCAACAGCAUUGUUGUCUAUGUGGUUUGUUACAUGAAGAACAGUAGAGCAACCACAGAUAUCUACCUAAUGCACCUGGCGGUGGCAGACCUUCUCUUCAGUGUCACGCUCCCAUUCUGGGCCGUCGACGCUUAUACUGGUUGGAUCUUUGGAAACUUCUUGUGCAAAGUCCUGUCAGGCUUUCAGGAAGCAUCAGUGUACUGCAGUGUGUUCCUGCUUGCAUGCAUCAGUGUGGACCGUCACUUUGCCAUUGUGCGAGCUACACGUAUCCUGUCUUCCCGUCACCUGUUGGUAAAAGUGGUGUGCUUUGUGGUGUGGGUGAUGGCUGGACUGUUAUCCUUACCCGUGACAAUUCAGAAGGAGAGCUUCAAUGCUGCAGACCUGGGGCAGAGCAUUUGCUAUGAAAACCUAACUGGUGAAAGCAGUGACCAGUGGCGUGUUGGCGUCCGUGUUCUGCGUCAUACGGUGGGCUUUUUCCUGCCACUCCUGGUGAUGGCUGUCUGCUACGGCUGGACCUUGGUGACGCUGUUUCACACACGUAAUCAACAAAAGCAUAAGGCCAUACGUGUCAUCCUGGCAGUGGUGGUAGCAUUCAUUGUGUGCUGGCUGCCUUAUAACAUAUCUGUGCUGAUUGAUACGCUCACACGAGGUGGAACACUUCAAGUGAAGACAUGUGAAACUCGCUACAGAUUGGAAGUGAUUCUAAAUGUGACCCAAUUGAUGGCCUUCAUGCACUGUGCAGUGAAUCCAGUGCUGUACGCCUUCAUUGGUGAGAAGUUCCGUAACCAGCUACUCUUAGCUCUUUACAAACACGGCCUCAUCAGCAAACAGGUCUGGAUGGCUUUCAGGAGGGGCUCUGUCAACAGUGUAAUGAGCACCAGAUCUAGAAACACCUCUGCUACUAUGUGAAUAACUCCUGAAGGAUUAUUCAAUUACAAGUUUGGGUGGUGGACAUAUUCAUUCACCCUUUCAAUUGGCCAAAUAAACAAAGUGUUAAUUAUGUUAAUGUUAAUAAUACAGACCCAACAACCAAGUGGUCUAAUCUGAUAUUACAGUAGACCACAUGUAGGGUUAGAGGAUUAGAUGAGAUGAUAAGUUAAGUUAAGAUAGCAAGCUGCUGGCUUCAAUCUUAUAUUUAACAGGUCAGUGACACUUUUUCAAAUAACUAAAUUGAACAAGCCUGUUUCUGAAAAUGUGAAGUUAUUCCUUCGUGAUCUGAUGUUAUUAACCAUUGGGCAAUGUUGUACGAUGCAGGGUGUCAUCCUCUAAUGGUUAAUUACCAUACUAAUAAUAUCAAGGAUGUACAUGGUUCACAUGGCUAGUACUAAUGUUAAAUUUGGGUGGUCGCUUCAAAAGCUGAACGUCUGAUUUUUAGAUCCUGUUAAGAGGUGUCAGCCUCAAAAAUAUAAACCAGUUGUUGAAAAUGUGGCUCACCAUCAGAGUAAUUAGAGGGAAAGCUGCCUGCACAGCCAUUGCCGGCCAUGCUUACAACAGUGGAAAAAAGAAAACAGAAAAAAAUAUCUAACAAUCAGAUAUCUUGAUCUCUCAAAAAGGAAGUGGUGAAAUCAGCUCUCUGUUUUUCUUUCUUUCUGUUUUCUCUCUUUAAACAGCAUGCUUUGUGGUAAAGGCCUUCCUCUUAAAUGUUAUAUUUUUGCAGAUGACAACUGGCUAUAAUACAUAUAAUCCAUAUAAGUCACCUAUUUGCAGGUGACUUAUAUAUGCAUCUUAGGCAUUGUAUCUGGGUUUUGGAGUUUUGUGUGGUUGGCUUUGUGCAUUACAUGGAAGAGAAAAGGGAAGAAUGUCACUUCCUGUGAAAUUGAGCAGCAGUCAUUGUUGCAAAAGAAAAUGGUACAUGGUUUUACAUUGUCUGACCAUAUUAAGUCUUUAUACUCAGCUGUUCUUGCAAAACUAAUGUGAAAAAGCCAGAUGCACAGUUGUUUUAAAUAUUAGUUUGAAGACAUAUAACCCAACACGUGUGUUUUUGUGUUUGCUUUUCUAUGACGUACCGCUCUCACAUAUUUUACUUCUUCACCUCAAGCUGAUGUUUUUUACUAAUACUCUUUAGGUAUAUCUGCACUGUCGUUGAAAUAAAUCCUUAAAACCUA
This is a messenger RNA of Larimichthys crocea (large yellow croaker), 2409 nucleotides long. It is a transcript of the gene cxcr2, whose product is annotated as chemokine (C-X-C motif) receptor 2. Gene Ontology annotation, molecular function: C-C chemokine receptor activity; C-X-C chemokine receptor activity; C-C chemokine binding. The record is from RefSeq and is a predicted model, not a curated record. Gene Ontology annotation, biological process: neutrophil chemotaxis; calcium-mediated signaling; G protein-coupled receptor signaling pathway. The transcript has 2 exons. Gene Ontology annotation, cellular component: membrane; external side of plasma membrane. The coding region runs from base 86 to 1213 and encodes 375 amino acids. NCBI's taxonomy places the organism in Eukaryota, Metazoa, Chordata, Actinopteri, Sciaenidae.